Candidula unifasciata is the source of this 384-nucleotide messenger RNA. Lineage: Eukaryota; Metazoa; Mollusca; Gastropoda; Stylommatophora; Geomitridae. The record is from the annotation of a GenBank genome assembly.
AUUGGAUGCCGGCAGCAGGGAAGGCGGCGACGAGACACACCAGGUGUCAGAGACGAGCAGACACACACCACAACGAGAACAAUCCGAGUUCUACCGAGUAUUUCCGCCAAAGGUGACAGUCAGACGGAGGCCUACCAGCCAGCCCACCCACCAGCAGCCCCACCAGCCUACGACAUGGGCCCGUUCGUCUACGUCAACCCUGUAACCUGCUCGCUCUUCCUCCUCAUCCUUCUGGUCUUCCUCUGCAUGUACAUCGCCUUCAUCCGCACACUGCGCAAGUCUGUCUACGACAUCCGGAAGGAGAUCGAGGUCAGGAGGUCACGGGACAAGUUCCUCCAUUGUGGGUGCGUUCAGCAGAAAGACAGGGAUUAUGUUGCAACUUAG